Messenger RNA from Phytophthora sojae, 750 nucleotides. RefSeq lists its product as hypothetical. The transcript has a single exon. Lineage: Eukaryota; Oomycota; Peronosporomycetes; Peronosporales; Peronosporaceae. The coding region runs from base 1 to 750 and encodes 249 amino acids. Gene Ontology annotation, cellular component: cytoplasm. The record is from RefSeq and is a predicted model, not a curated record.
AUGGCGAUCGAAGAGGAGCUCAAGAGACUGCAGGCCCUCGCUGUUGAGCAAUGGGAGCUACGAUCCUCUGAGCUUCGUAGCGUCGCUGACAACCCCCAAUCGCUCGUGCAGCACCCGUCGGCACCCGUCGUGUGCGGCGCUUUCGUGCUCGGGGUUGGCGUCGCCCUGCUCCUUCCGCGACUGCGGCAGCCGUUCCGUCGGUUUGCAACCGUGGAAGACCUGCCCAACAAGCUCUUCCACGAGGAAGGGAAGAUCAAGGCGCUGGCUGUGAAUUUCAGCGACGGCGACACGUUCCGAGCGCGUCAUUUGCCGCUGCUCCGGGGAGCCGGGACCUUCGAGGGGAAGUUGUCGGACCACACGCUGCAGAUCCGACUCGCGGGCAUUGAUACGCCGGAGACGGCCAAGUUCGGGAACCCAGGCCAGCCGUUCGGAGAUGACGCUAAGAAAUGGCUGGCUACGACACUCGAGAGGAGGAAGUUGACGCUCACGCUGCUGCACAAGGACCAGUAUGCACGCGCAGUGUGCAUGGUGCAGUAUGGGCGGUGGCCGUUCCGACGUGACGCGUCGGAGGAGAUUCUGAAGGUGGGGCUGGGACAAGUGUAUCGCCAAGCGGGUGCGGUCUACGGUGGCAAGCAGGAGGUCUACGAGAAGCUGGAGGAGAAGGCGAGGAAGAAGAAGAUCGGGAUUUGGAGCCAGGGCAAGAAGAUGGAGAGCUCGAGUGACUACAAGGCUCGCAUGCGGGCAAGUUGA